This is a messenger RNA of Brenthis ino (lesser marbled fritillary), 948 nucleotides long. NCBI's taxonomy places the organism in Eukaryota, Metazoa, Arthropoda, Insecta, Lepidoptera, Nymphalidae. The record is from the annotation of a GenBank genome assembly.
AUGGCUAGUUUUGGAGUUUUAGAAAAAAUGGGCUUAGUUUUCCUUAUAGGAUUGCUAUUUUAUUUAGUUAAAAGUGUAGUUAAUUUGGUGUACACAUAUAUUAUUGGACCGGCGGUUAAUAAAGUGGAUUUUAAAUCAAAGGGAAAGUGGGCAUUGGUCACUGGCAGUACAGAUGGCAUCGGAAAGGAAUACGCCAGACAAUUGGCGGCACGUGGCUGUGAUAUUAUUCUAGUCAGUCGUUCUAUGGAUAAGUUAAAAGCAACUGCAUCUGAAAUAGAAAAUGACUUCAAAGUGAACACUAAAAUAGUACAAGCAGAUUUCUGCGAGAACGAUAGCAUUUACGAUAAAAUAUCUAAGGAGAUAGCUGAUCUUGAGAUAGGAACUCUGGUGAAUAAUGUUGGCGUUUCAUACCCCUACCCUGAAUACUUUCUGGACAUACCCGAUUGGGAACAAUGUAUUAGCAAUAUAUUCAAAGCUAAUGUAGUAUCUGUUACGCGGAUGACGGGAUUGGUGUUGCCCGGCAUGGUCCAGCGGGGAAAGGGAGUGGUCAUCAAUAUUGGUUCCGGAUCAGCUAUCAUACCGUCACCUCUCCUCACCGUAUAUGCGGCUUCAAAGGCUUACAUGGAUAAGUUUAGCGAGAGUCUCAAUAUGGAAUACUCUAAAAAGGGCAUUAUGGUACAGCACGUUUACCCCGGAUUUGUCUGUUCCAAAUUGUCUGGCAUACGCCGCAGCAGUUUCUUCGCUCCCAGUCCUCACGACUUUGUCAAAUCUGCUAUCAACUUAGUUGGAGUGACAUCCAAUACCACCGGCUAUUUCCCUCAUACUUUCGGCUUCUUCAUGAUAAACUUAAUGUGUGGAAUUGCAAAUCGCUUUACCAUUUGGUUGACCAUGCGCACCAUGGAAAAUACUCGCAGAAAGGCGCUCAGAAAGAAUGCAAAAAUUCAAGUG